GAGAUUGCACAUAGAAGUAGUAGAACAUCAACACCAACUAGAUACGAUUUGAGUUGAGUUUUGUCCAAAAAAAAGUACCCCCAACUUAUCAAAAUCUCUGAUUGUUCUUCUUCUUCUUCUUCUUCAUCAGUAGUAAUGGAUGACCGUUAUUCAAAGAACAAAAAGAAAUCAAAUAAGAAGAAAAAGAACAAUGGUGGUAAGAAGAAGAGUAAUAAUAAUUCCAAGAUAAGUGCUGAACAAAAAUUACACAAUCAUGUAUAUGAUUGGGUUUUUCAUGAUUCAAUAUCUCCACCUGCUUCUUCUGUUAUUACUACUUGUGCUGAUGAUUUUGGUGUUCAGAGGAGUUUUGUUGGUAAGGUUGUUUUUGAGCUGCAUUCUCAUACAAUCUGCAGUGAUGGAUAUCUAUCUCCUACUGCUCUUGUUCAAAGAGCUCAUAGGAACGGGGUGAACGUUCUGGCUCUAACGGAUCAUGAUACCAUGGCUGGCAUCCCUGAAGCCUCAGAAGCUGCUCGUAAACUUGGCAUCAGGUUAAUCCCAGGAGUUGAGAUUAGUACAAUAUACACUCCAAGCGAAGAGUCUGGAAAUGAGGAACCUGUUCACGUCCUUGCCUAUUAUGGUAGUUGCGGGCCUUCAAGAUGUGAGGAACUCGAGAACCAUUUGGCUAAUAUAAGGGAGGGUCGUUACCUUCGUGCAAAGAACAUGCUUUUGAAGCUGAGCAACCUUAAUAUGCCGCUCAAAUGGGAGAAUGUAGUCAAGAUCGCUGGGGAUGGAGUCGCUCCUGGUAGGUUACAUGUGGCUCGUGCUAUGGUCGAAGCAGGUUAUGUGGAGAACUUGAAGCACGCUUUUAGCCGAUAUCUGUAUGAUGGCGGACCAGCUUACUCAACAGGUAAUGAGUUAAAUGCGGAAGAAGCGGUGGAAUUGAUCUGCCAGACAGGUGGUGUUGCUGCAUUGGCUCAUCCAUGGGCAUUAAAGAACCCUGUUGGAGUCAUCAGGCGGUUGAAAGCCGCGGGACUUCACGCAAUUGAAGUUUAUAGAAGUGAUGGAAAGCUUUCAGCAUUUAGUGAUCUCGCUGAUACUUACGGGCUCAUCCAGCUCGGAGGAUCAGAUUAUCACGGAAAAGGGAACCAUGAUGAAUCUGAUCUGGGGAGUGUGAAUCUUCCAGUGACAGCUCUUCAUGAGUUCCUAAAACUUGCCCGACCCAUCUGGUGUGAUGCUGUUAAGAGCAUACUACAGAAGUUUGCUGAAGAUCCCUCUGAUGCGAAUCUUGAGAAGCUCGCUAGGUAUGGGAAGAUUAAAAACCUUAACGGGAGUUUAAAUAGUAAAAAUGUGGUUGAACUUUGCCUUUCAUGUUGGUUGUUGAGGGAAGAGAGGCAGGGCGUCGAGUUUGAAAACCUGAGAUUGAAGCUGUCCCGCACCGAGGGUGCUGUUAUGGCGCAACUGUAGAUAGUGUUUAUCUCUACCUUCUCAUUUUGAUGUCGGAGUAGUUAUUGGUCCCCAUUUCAAGUUUUAUCAGAGGUUGAUAUCAUUUUUGGGGGGUUUCUUUGAAAUUGUUGUUACCAGUUUCUGUAUUUUGUUUUUGUUUUGCAAAACAGUUUCAUAGUUGAAAAGAAAGAGUGAUAGCAAUCAAUUUCAGGAUUCUAUUUCUUUACAGAAUUUCCUUUAGCUUCAAUUAUUUUGUUGAAA
Papaver somniferum (opium poppy) is the source of this 1683-nucleotide messenger RNA. RefSeq names its product 3',5'-nucleoside bisphosphate phosphatase-like. The coding region runs from base 136 to 1443 and encodes 435 amino acids. Gene Ontology annotation, molecular function: 5'-3' RNA exonuclease activity; 5'-3' DNA exonuclease activity. Lineage: Eukaryota; Viridiplantae; Streptophyta; Magnoliopsida; Ranunculales; Papaveraceae. The record is from RefSeq and is a predicted model, not a curated record. The transcript has 5 exons.